CCGGCUCAAGCAGAAGCUCCGACUCAAUUACUAGAUGUUAUGGCUCCAUCACAAGCUCCGGCUCUAUCACCAACACCAUUAUUCUCUUUUGAUAUCGGUCAUUCUCCCGCUUCAUCACCUGUAAUCGAAAGUGGAAAUGGUGGUAAUAAUAAGAACAAUGAUGAUAACAAUUAUCAUUCUCCUGCUGCAUCACCUGUAAUCGCUCCUGCUGCAUCACCUGUAAUCGAAAGUGGAAAUGGUGGUAAUAAUAAUAACAAUGAUGAUAACAAUUAUCAUUCUCCUGCUGCAUCACCUGUAAUCGCUCCUGCUGCAUCACCUGUAACUGUAAUCGAAAGUGGAAAUGGUGGUAAUAAUAAUAACAAUAAUGAUAACAAUUAUCAUUCUCCUGCUGCAUCACCUGUAAUCACUCCUGCUGCAUCACCUGUAAUCGAAAGUGGAAAUGGUGGUAAUAAUAAUAACAAUGAUCAUUCUCCCGCUGCAUCACCUGUAAUCGAAAGUGGAAAUGGUGGUAAUAAUAAUAACAAUGAUGAUGACAAUGAUCAUUCUCCCGCUUCAUCAUCUGUAAUCGAAAGUGGAAAUGGUGGUAAUAACAAUAACAAUGGUGGUAAUAAUAAUAACAAUGAUGAUAGUGUCACAAGUUUUCCUGCCACAAAUUUUCCUAAUGAGAGGCUAAAACAUGCUUAUGUUGCAUUUCAAGCAUGGAAAGAUGCUAUUCAUUCUGACCCUUUUAACACAACUGGUAAUUGGGUUGGUACUGAUGUUUGUUCUUACACUGGUGUCUUUUGUGCUCCUGCUCUUGAUGAUCCUAAAUUGAAUGUUGUAGCCGGUGUCGAUCUUACUCACGCCGACAUUGCUGGUCACCUUCCAGAAGAGUUAGGCCUAUUGAAAGAUGCUGCUCUUUUCCAUGUUAACUCAAACAGAUUCUGUGGUAUUAUUCCAGAGAGCUUUAAAAAUCUCACCCUUAUGCAUGAGUUUGAUAUCAGUAACAACCAUUUCGUCGGCAAUUUUCCUUCUGUGGUACUCACAUGGCCAGGUUUGAAGUACUUGGAUAUUAGAUUCAAUGACUUUGAAGGAUGUUUACCUCAUGAGCUCUUUGAGAAAGAACUUGACGCAAUAUUUUUAAACAAUAACCGUUUUACAUGUGGUAUACCAGAAACACUUGGAAAAUCAAAAGCCUCUGUUGUGACUUUUGCUAACAACCAAUUCACAGGUUGUAUUCCAAAAUCAAUUGGAAACAUGGCGAACUUGAAUGAAAUUGUUUUAUUGGGAAAUGGUCUUGGUGGUUGUUUUCCACAAGAGCUUGGUAUGUUAGGGAAUAUAGUUGUUUUGGAUGUUAGCCAAAAUGGGUUUGUUGGGACACUACCAAAUUUGUCAGGAUUGAAGAAUGUUGAGGUUAUUGACAUUACACAUAACAAGCUUAGUGGAUAUGUUUCCAACACUAUUUGCCAGCUACCUAUGUUGACUAACUUCACAUUUUCUGAUAAUUACUUCAAUGGAGAAGCUCAAACUUGUGUUCCUUCUAGUAAUCCUAAUGUUGUAUUUGAUGAUGCCAAUAACUGUUUACCUGGAAGGAAAGAUCAAAAGACAUCAAAGGAAUGCUUACCAGUUUUGACCAAACAUGUGGAUUGUAGCCAACACUGUGGUGGAGGAGCUCCUAAGCAAGAGACACCAAAGGUUCAACCACCACUUCCACCAACACUUCCACCAGUUGAGGAUAUUCCACCAACAAGAGCACCAGUUGAGGACAUUCCACCUACGCUUCCGCCAGUUGAGGAUAUUCCACCAACAAGGGCACCAGUUGAGGAUAUUCCACCAACAAGAGCACCGGUCGAGGAUAUUCCACCAACAAAAGCACCAGUGUCAUCACCACCACCACCUGUCCACUCACCUCCUCCACCAGUCCACUCUCCACCACCCCCAGUUCACUCACCUCCUCCACCAGUUCACUCUCCCCCACCACCUGUCCACUCACCUCCUCCACCAGUCUACUCUCCACCACCACCAGUUCACUCUCCUCCCCCACCACCACCGGUGCACUCCCCUCCACCACCAGUACACUCUCCUCCUCCAUCGGUCAACUCUCCACCACCACCAACAUGGGAUGACAUCAUCUUGCCACCACACAUUGGAGCUGAAUAUAGGUCGCCUCCUCCCCCAACAAUUGAAGGAUACUAACAUCAUUGUCUUUGUUUUUGCCAUAGUCCCAAAAAUAUGCACAAAGCUG
Molecule: messenger RNA, 2224 nt
Organism: Medicago truncatula (barrel medic)
Lineage: Eukaryota; Viridiplantae; Streptophyta; Magnoliopsida; Fabales; Fabaceae
Product: pollen-specific leucine-rich repeat extensin-like protein 3
Exons: 1
Coding region: 40-2175 (711 amino acids)
Source: RefSeq, a predicted model, not a curated record